CUGAUUGUAUACAAAUACUAAGUUUAUAAUAGUACACUUAUCUGAUCCUUAUAAGUCAAUAUUAAUCUUGUUUACUUUCGAUGUGAAAUUAAUCGAGAUGUUACAUUUAUCUUUAGAUAUAAUUGCAUUAGGAAAUUUUAGCUUUUUUAACCAUUAGUGACACCAACUUGACAUAGACACUAGCAAGAUCCCUUUUGUAAAGUUUUCAUAUUUUUAUGAUCUAAUUUUCUCUUUUUCUGUAACUUGUUAUUAACUUCUACCUUAUAAGCACCUUUUUGUUUUAUAGUCUACACUACCAUCCAUAACUUAGACUCUAAUUAAUACUAUUUUCCAUCAUGCGGACCUGUACCACAGGCAACUUUCAGUUAAUGUCAUUGGUCCAUUGAAGAUCCAUGUGGCUGCUCCUAAAUAGUUGGAAUAUUAUGACUUGUUAUUAUUGAGUUUUGAUUGAUCAUGGAACCUUAGAAACUUGUAAUUAUCUUGUUUGAGAGAGCUUGCAAGUGUUAAAUACAGCGCUUAUUUUCAUUUUCUAUGCUCGGAUUGAGUAUAUUCUCUUCAUAUCCCGAUAGCCAUAAAUGAUAGACAUCAAAAUCACUGGGGAAAAUAAACAGAUGAACUAACAUCUUACUGUGAUUAAUCAUUGAUAGUUUAGAAAGACAUACAUUUUGUGUUUCCCCUGAAAUGAAGAUCUCAAACGCACUAUCCUUCAAAUUAUAUUUGUGCGGAAGCAAUGUCUUUUUGGCACUGAGCAAAGCAAAUAGUGCAGUGACAGUUUUAGGAAGGUCUUAUAGGCAUCAGGAGCUGUGCUUUAUGUGGAUGAAUUGGUUCUCCAAGUUCAUGCUACUAAUGUGAGGCUUAACACAUAAGUGACGCAGAUGCUAUACAUAACGAAGUAGUGGAUGGCUUUUCAGGAGUUUCUUACAGAACUUAGGGAUGGAUGUCCAUCGAGUGGUAUGACUCCUCAUUCCUCAUUUAGUAUAAAACUACAUAGAAGAGCAAGCAAUCAAAUGUUCACAAAAUAUGAUUUUGAGAAGUUUUCUUUCUUUUAUUGUUUGUGCAACACUUUUUCUCUUUAUUGUUCUUUCCAUGAUUCGAUCAUAGAGAUGCUCUUAUAUGCUUUCUUUUGCAGGUGUACUUGGUUGUCUCUUCAUGGCUGCCGUAAAGCCUGAGAGUAUAUUUAGUAUGGACUUGCCUACUGUUCUUGCUAAGUUCCUUUAAGCAAGGAAGAUAACAAUAGAUUUCAGAAUUAUCACUGUGCCAAGAAAUGCAUUCUCUGGGAUCUUAUUCUUGUUCUUUUGAGACGGCAUGAAUGAUUUAGUCAUUCUUUUAAAUCUUUGUGUAAUCUCCCCAACUCAAACAAGCUUUUCAUGUUACAGCUGAUGCUCCCUGGCUUCUCUACAACCUCAUCAAUGACUGUCUUGAGCUUGCUGGUGUUGUCAAGGUGGAUACCUGGAUGCACAUUGCAAGGCACACCCAAUCGUAUUUCACUCAAUCUUGCUGCUUCUGACAGACAAGCGAGAGGGGAGAAAGAUUCAAGCACCCCACGCAGUGUUUGUGUUGCAGGUAAUGAUGGAGAGAAGCUGUCCUUCCUCAGCUAACCUCUCUACCUCCUCAUCCUCCACAUCCACGGUCACCAUCGCUGUCGAUGACCGCUCCACUCCUGCUGCUGGCAAUCCUUGUGGCCAGGGCGGCUGUGGCAGCUCUAUCAGCAACAGCAAGACAAGCAAUAGCAACGUACAGAGCUCACUCAGGUCCCUCAACAGAGCCUCCUACAAGAUCUCCAAGCCUGGUCAAAGAAACGCUGUCGCUGUCCCUGAGCCUAACACCGUUGCUGCUCCGGCCGCUGCUGCUGCGCAGCCGCUGGCGCCGCCGGGUCCUUCGGCGGGGACCAGCGUUGGUAGCGGCGGGGGAGCUCCGCCGUACCAGCCGCAGCCGCCGGUGUACAACAUCGACAAGAACGACUUCCGCGACGUCGUCCAGAAGCUGACCGGUUCCUCCGCGCACCACCAGAUCCGCCCUCCGCCUGCCGAGGGGCCGCCGCCUGUUCCUCCUCCUGCCGCGGCCGCGGCCACCGUCGCCCCCACCUCACGUCUCCACCGCAUCCGCCCGCCGCCGUUGGCCCACCUCUCCCCCCGCCCUCCGGCGCUGGUCCCCGCUCCGCCGCUGCCUGCCGUGGACCCCUGGACGCGGCCACCGCUGUCGCCUCUGCCGCCGCUCCCCACCGUCAGCGCCGCGGCGGAGUCGCCAAUCUCGGCCUACAUGCGACGCCUUCGCAGCGGCGGCGGCCCGGCCCCGUCCCCCACGGCGGCGCCCGUGCUUCCGCCUUCGAGUUCGCCGCUAGGGUUCGGAUGCCUGCUGUCGCCGCGGACGGCAUACCAGAUGAUGAUGACUGCACCGGCACUUGGGUUGCCGACGUCCCCAGGGGUUCAGCUGCCGAGCCCAAGAUUAGGGGAUUCCUGAAGCAAGCAACUUUCAUCCCUUAGUUCUCAAUACAAACCUCGACGCAGGCGGUAAAGGUAAAAUCCAUUUCUUUGCCGGAAGCAUGGUAGGGUUUUAUCCUUCAUCCUAUGUGAUUCAGUAGCUUUUUACUGUACAUUAAACUCCUCCUUGAGAAUCUAAUGAUCACUUCACGCCA
This is a messenger RNA of Musa acuminata AAA Group (dessert banana), 2635 nucleotides long. RefSeq names its product VQ motif-containing protein 9-like. The transcript is spliced from 2 exons. NCBI's taxonomy places the organism in Eukaryota, Viridiplantae, Streptophyta, Magnoliopsida, Zingiberales, Musaceae. The record is from RefSeq and is a predicted model, not a curated record. Bases 1567 to 2460 code for a protein of 297 amino acids.